Diversispora eburnea is the source of this 2202-nucleotide messenger RNA. The record is from the annotation of a GenBank genome assembly. Lineage: Eukaryota; Fungi; Glomeromycota; Glomeromycetes; Diversisporales; Diversisporaceae.
AUGACACGGUCUAUAUACAGAACACCUUGGUCUACUGUUAAAGCAGUAACUUUUCCUCCACGUAGACUUUUUCAAAACUCUGGUGCAAGUCGUCGUGGAAGUGUAGUCGGCGCUUUGUCUCACCUUAUGGGUAAAGCUUCUAGUAUAACAAGUAGAAACAGCAGAAUAGAGUUCCCUUUCACUUUAACCGAUCAAGAAAACUUACGAGUAGCUGUACAAGAAGAAACGAAACAAACUACACAACUUCCUAAAACAGAGUCAAUACAAGAAAAUAAUGACCGUUUACCACCUCUUCGAAAAAAAGAAAGUAAAAAAUUUUUAUUGAGUUUCAGUAAUAUUACGAAUAGUAAUAAUAACAAAAAUUCCGGUACAAGUACUCCAAAGAAAAAACAAAAAAGUUCUACUCCAGCGGUAUACGUAAUAACAAUUGAAGAUAAAUCUCAAUUGUUAUGCAUUUAUAGACAAAUUACAGAUUUUAUUGAAUUUGACCAACAAAUUCGUCAAGAAUUUCCCAAAUCUCGACCCACAUUACCAACAUUAGAUGAUCGAAGAAAAUCAUUUCUUUUACCCAAGCAUUUCUUUUUCCGUAAAACGACUGCGGAAAAACUUGAAAGUUACUUACGAAAAGUUUUAACCGAUAGUAAUUUGAAAAAUUUACCCAGCUUACGAGAAUUUUUGAGUGUAAAAACUGAAAAGGAUUAUAUAAGAUGGAAAAAUGGUGCUCUCAAUAAACAAAUACUUGAAAAUAGUCCACCUGACAGUUGGAUUCAAGCUGCCAUGAGACCAAUUUCACAACAAAUCAAAUCAACGAUAGAUGAUUAUGAGUUAAUCAAAGUUCUUGGUAAAGGAUGUAUGGGCAAGGUAUUUCUAUCGCGUGAGAAAACCACCAACAAACUAUAUGCACUCAAGGCUAUUUCCAAAGAAUGGGUAGUUUUUCGUCAAGAAAUCGAACACACCAAAACAGAACGAGAUAUUCUUGCAGCAGUUGCCACAAUUACUCAUCCAUUCAUAAUCCGACUACGUGAAUCUUUCCAGGAUAGUAAUCGAUUGUUUUUAGUAUUGGAUUAUUAUCCCGGAGGAGAUAUUGCCACACAAUUAGCAAAAUGGCACAAAUUUGAUGAAGAGAGAUGUCUUUUCUAUGCUGCGGAAAUAAUAUUAGGAAUUGAAGAAUUACAUCGCUUGGGUAUUGUUUAUCGUGACCUAAAACCAGAAAAUAUUCUUAUAGGUCGAGAUGGUCACAUAGUACUUACUGAUUUUGGAUUAUCAAAACAAUUUAAACCAUCGUGGCAAAAAACAAAUACUUUCUGUGGAACUGCUGAAUAUUUGGCACCCGAAAUAAUACGAGCAGAAGAUUAUAGUUAUCCAGUGGAUUGGUGGAGUUUGGGAACUUUGUUAUAUGAAAUGAUGACAGGAAUCACACCGUUUUGGGCAGAGGAUCAAAAUCGAAUGUAUCAUAGAGUAUUAGAAGAUGAAUUAGAAUUCCCAGAAGGAAUGUCACCAGAAGCGAUGAGUUUAUUACAAGGGUUAUUACAACGUGAUCCGCGAAAUCGUCUUGGAUGCGGUUCCGGAGGAUCCUUAGAAAUAAAAACACAUCCAUAUUUUAGUUGCGUUGAUUGGGAUGAUGUUUUUCAUAAACGAAUAUAUGCGUCUUAUAUUCCAACUAUUGAACAUUCAACCGAUCUUCAAAACUUUGAUGAUACAUUUGUUAGUAUGUCACCUAGAUUAUCUACACCUAGACAAGAAGUUCCUAUAAAUAUGCAACAAUAUUUUGGUGGUUAUUCAUUCUCCGGGAAACAUCCACCGUUAAGAUCACAAACCUCAUCCUAUAUAAGAUCAAAAAGUAUCACUAGUUCUAUGGCUGGAAUUCCAUCUCAUGGUAGUCAAUCAUCAACCACUUUAUCAGGAUACGAUCAAUACGACGAAUAUGAUUAUAAUGAAAUAUUAUAUAGUCGAGGAAUUGAUAUUGCCAAUAAUAAUAACAGACAUUCACGAUGUGAUGAUAUAAGCGAAUUUGAAUUGGAUCAUUAUUCUAAACGUCACACCAUUAUGAUUGGAGAAACCAACAAAUUUCGAAAUAAUCUUUCCAUGAUUUCACAGUUUGUAAUGGAUGAAACUCUCAUGAACAAUUCAUCAGCAUCAUCUUCAGCCACAAAGUUAGAACGAAGGGGUGCUUUAUCUAAUAUAUAUAAUAAUUAUUCGUGA